Molecule: messenger RNA, 2721 nt
Organism: Podospora pseudocomata
Lineage: Eukaryota; Fungi; Ascomycota; Sordariomycetes; Sordariales; Podosporaceae
Gene: SLY1
Product: Vesicle trafficking between the ER and Golgi
Exons: 7
Coding region: 394-2523 (709 amino acids)
Biological process (GO): intracellular protein transport; endoplasmic reticulum to Golgi vesicle-mediated transport
Cellular component (GO): cytosol; Golgi membrane
Molecular function (GO): syntaxin binding
Source: RefSeq, a predicted model, not a curated record
GAACUGCAGUGCUCCAGGCAGGUACGGUACUGCCUUAUGACAGUGGCCCCCAAGUUCCAGGAGUGGACGUAAAGGUGUCCAUGAAAUUCAUUGUGGGGGCAAGCUUCGAACAUGUGGCCGACGCCGACACUGACACCUGAGCAUGUAAACCUAGCAAAGGAAUGAACUUCGAUUACACUUCACCAAGAACAAGACAACACAGCUGAUCCUCGACGACUACCAAGUAUAGCACAGCUCCCUGCACAUCCACAUCACCCACAGCCAGCUUGAAGCCGGAGCGUGCGCCGUCCCAAUCGUUCGAACUCGAGGCCGAAGCCAAUAAAAGACAGGAAAGGGGAGAUAGCAGCAGCUUGGAAUACAGUACACAGUAUCAACAGGUUGGAGGUCACAAUCAUGGCGGCGGCGCGGGGCAAUGCGCUUCGCGAUAAGCAGAUCCUCUCGAUCAGAAAGAUCCUCAACUUAAAUGAAGCUCUCGAGCUCAGCGAAGGCGACGAAAUCAAUGCCAAUGGCCUGCCCGUGGCUCCUAUACUGAAGGACGGAACGCCUAUCUGGAAGGUCCUUGUGUUUGACGACCUUGGCCGUGAUGUCAUCAGUCCAGUACUCCAAGUGUCGGACCUGCGGUCACUGGGUGUGACGAUGCAUAUGCACAUUUCAGCCAACAGAGCCAAAAUUCCCGAUGUACCAGCGAUAUAUCUCGUCGAGCCCACACCCGCAAACCUCGAGGCGAUCACGAGGGACCUCAAGAAUGGGCUCUACAGCUCUGUCUAUGUCAACUUCCUCUCCUCGAUCCCACGGCCGCUGUUGGAAGACUUCGCUGCGCAAACAGCUGUCACGGAAACAUCAGAACAGAUCGCACAGAUCUACGACCAGUAUCUCAACUUUAUCGUCACAGAACCAGAUCUCUUCAGUCUAGGGAUGCAAAAGCAACACACAUACUGGGCCCUGAACAGUGCCAAGACAAACGACGAAGAGCUGGAUCGUGUAGUAGAUCGCAUUGUCAGUGGGUUGUUUAGUGUUGUGGUGACGUUAGGUGUAAUCCCAGUUAUUCGUUGUCCAAAAGGUGCUGCAGCUGAGGUGAUAGCUCAAAGACUUGACCGCAAGCUCCGGGACCACGUUUUGAACUCCAAAGACAACCUGUUUUCUUCUCAAUCACGAACACCAGGCGUGGCGGCGGGAACACCCACGUCAAGACCUGUACUAAUCAUCCUUGAUCGCAACGUGGACUUGAUCCCCAUGCUUUCUCACUCCUGGACCUACCAGAGCUUGUGUUUCGACGUCUUCAGGUCUGAGCUGAACCGCAUUACGAUCGAGACCCCCGUGGACUCCAACAACCCCGCCAAAGGCACAACCAACAAAAGCUACGAUUUGGCCGCCAAUGACUUUUUCUGGGCCAAGAAUGCCUGCCUCCCAUUCCCUCAGGUGGCCGAAGACAUUGAUGCCGAGCUCACCAAGUACAAGGAAGAGGCAGAAGCCAUCACCAAGAAGACUGGAGUCACGGACUUUGAAGAUCUGCAAAAUGAUACCAGUGCCAGUGCGCAACAUCUCAAAGCAGCCAUCACGCUGCUUCCCGAGCUUCGAGAACGCAAGGCCACGUUGGAUAUGCACAUGAACAUUCUUGCCGCUAUUUUGCAGGAAAUUCAAAACCGCAAGCUGGACAACUAUUUCCAGCUAGAAGAGGAGGUGGCCAAGCAGACCAAGGCCCAGAUCUUGGAAAUGAUCAGAACAGACGACAAGGGUCAACCAACAGACAAGCUCCGUCUGUUUAUUAUCUGGUUCCUCAGCACGGAGCAGGACGUGUCCAGGCCGGAAUGGCAACAGUUCGAAGAGGCCUUGGUCGGUGCUGGUUGUGACAAGACAUGCCUGGCUUACAUCAGACAAGUCCGAGCAACCACCAAAAUGACACAGCUCACUACCAUCAGCAACCAGCAGUCAACUGGCCAGCAAUCUGGCUCUUCAGACCUUUUCAACCGCUUCUCGGCGAUCUCCACCCGUCUUACUGACAGACUCAAGGAGACUGGCGUGCCGACCAACGCCCUUUCAUCCAAUGUUGCCUCUCUCCUCGGCGGCAUCAAGAACUUCUUGCCCGUGGACCGUGAUCUUACAGUAACCAAGAUCACCGAAUCCAUCAUGGACCCUUCGGCGGCCAGCUCAUCGGCCAUUGCCAAGACGGAGCACUACCUCUACUUUGAUCCCCGGAGCGCAAACGCGAGAGGGACGAUGCCACAACCGGUCCGGGCGGCAACUCAAGGCGGGGCACCCGGUGGGCUACCCGGCGGUCCUGGAGGCGCUCCUGGAAUGGGGGCAAGCUUUGGACAGCGAAGACAGGGGUUCUCGGAGGCGCUGGUGUUCAUGGUGGGCGGCGGGUCCAUGGAUGAGUAUGGCAACUUGCAGGAGUGGGCUGCGAGAGGAGCCACGAGCGGUGAUAAGGUCAAGAAGAGAGUUUUGUACGGUGCAAGUGAACUGAUUAAUGCCGGGCAGUUUAUCACCGAGGAGCUGAACAGGCUUGGGAAGGAGAUUUCUUAGCAGCAAACUGAAAUCUUCAAAAUGGUUGGCUGAGUGGGAUAAUAUGACUGAGUUAUAGUAUGUAGAGCACGCAAGGGGUUUAUCAAAACGGAAUAUUAUUGUUGCUCAUUUUUUGUCAUUGUGAAUAUUCAAGACGUGCGAGGAAAUUGGAAUUUGUGACGAGCAUAUUUUGGCAGCAUAUAUGAAACCAGGCGAGGG